Molecule: messenger RNA, 2190 nt
Organism: Vitrella brassicaformis
Lineage: Eukaryota; Vitrellaceae
Source: the annotation of a GenBank genome assembly
GCCUCAACAUUUAGUUGGUCUACGCGUCUAGACAGCGCGUCAGCAUGCACACAUCACACAUAAACAUCACUGUCUGGCAGUCCUGGUCAUUUUGCGUCAUCAAAGAAGAAGUUCCGAUAGAAGUACAGCCCCUGGACAGUAUCGUCCCGCACCAGGUGCCCCCUCGCCUCCCCUGCCUGCAGCUGCAGCAACGCCAAAGACACCGAGCACUUGAGGGCCGCAGCCACUUGAGACGCAGACAUGCCGCCGUUUCUUCCCGCCGUCCGCUCGAUGAGCGCCACCAGUGUGGCCGCCAUCCGGUCGUCGUCCAUGUCGGCCGAGUGAACCGCCAGCACACGACCGUUGGCGAACCGACGCAGCCGGAGACCCUGUGAGGGGUCGUCACACGCCUGCAUGGCCAAACACAACACAGAGAGAGAAAGACAUGGAAGUGUCGACAGUUCCUGUGGUCCGUGUGUCGCGCCAACCCACCAUUUGCAUAGCGGUGAGAAGCUCCUCCGGCGAUAUCAACUCUGACCGACAGAGAGAGUGACGUGAUGGUGCCAACAUGAUGUCCGUCGUUUUGUUGUAUGUACCUACCUGUGCCUUUCCAUCGAUUGAAGAGGCAGAAGAGGUCAUGCAGCAGCAGCAUCCCGUUGCCCCCGGAGAUGCCCCCGUUCUGAGCCGCCGCCACUGCCGCAUCAUCACCCUCCGCGUCGCUCAUCGGCUGGUCGGUGGUCGACGCCUCGGGAGCCGAAGAAUUGGUCACCGACUUGGCCAGCACUCGUUGCACAAAGGCACCUGCACACAUCCACAUCAAAUACACAACGACUGUUUGCCUCGUCUGCUCGGUAAUCUGCCUACCCAAAUCGUGUGCAAGGUGCUGAUAAUAGUCGUCGCCAGAAGCGCUUCUGGAAGCCUUCUGGCUGCAGAAACACAGCGACAUCACCCACAGUGUGGUUGUCGCUCUCUACCUCUCCCCCCCACUCGACCUACAGCAGUGUCGCGUCGGCAAGGCCGUAGUCGACCAUCAGCUGAGACAACUCAUCCCUGACGCGCAGGCAAAUCGAUCGCGUGUGGAGGAAUCUGAUGUCUGUGUGCCCCUCCCUCGUCAGUGAACUCACUUUUCGGCUUGUUCGGCUCCCCCAGCUGCGUUGCCGCUGCUGUAGGACCGCGACAAGUGACGAGCCAUCUCGGCCUGACAAUGGAUCAACAAACACGGCGAAUGAAUGGAUGUUCGGCACACAUGCAUUGGCAGCUGCAGGAUACCAUUUGGUUGGCGUUUUGUCUGAGGGCCUGGAGGUCGUUCAACGCCUCGCGGACUGUCUCCUGCACAGCCAUAGCAACGCAAUACACAGGGCACACAUCCAAUCCACCCAUCCAUCCGUGCAGCUCUCUGCUCUGGCUCACCUCCUGUUGCUGCAUCCUGCCCUCUUGCCUCCUCAACACACGGCCUGAAGCAGACAGACCAACGACACCCGUCCUGUCGCUGGCAGGCAGCUUCUCUUCUGCGUGUGCAUGCACGUAUGUGUACUGAGUCCGCCGACGUUCGAUUGCAACUGGUAUCCAUGGACCUGCAAUACAUCCCAAUCGGUGCCAACACAAACCGGUCCAUCGAUACAUCCAUCCAUCCAUUCUCUUGUUGUGUUCACUCACCUUCCACACAGCCUGCUGCAGGGCAGCCGUCACAUGGCUGUGCAGAGCAUCCAGCUCUGAGCGGUCCCCACACACCACAGGCAGACCCCACACACCACAGGCAGAGAUGCACCAUUGCAGCGAUGAAGCAACCGCGGUUGCUCACCCGACUCUGCGGUGCGGAGAGAUAUCGGUGGGGCGUCUGUUGGUGUGCUGGGCUGUAAGACCACCUUCCGGCCAUGAAACCAAGAGCUCUGCACAGAUACAGGCAGACAAACCAACCAACCAACACAAAAGCUUGCCGCGAUGGGUGCCAUCCAUCCUUUCGGCUUACCUUGAUCUCAGUGUCCCUGAUUCGGUCGAGUCGAAUGCAUCUCCAUGCCGAGCUGCCCUCCUCCUCCCACAGCAGCCGAUGGCUGGUGAGGCGCCCGUUCUUGCCCUGGGUGUAGUCGCCGCCGUGGCCCACCUUCCACGAUAGAGGGCUGAUCUUGGAGACCUCUUCCUCCCCCAGAAAGGGCGUCGGCCGCCCGUGGUCUGUCGCCACUUCAUCAUUCAUUUGCUUUCCUCACUUUUUUC